Aureobasidium pullulans EXF-150 is the source of this 3197-nucleotide messenger RNA. RefSeq lists its product as uncharacterized. The transcript has a single exon. The record is from RefSeq and is a predicted model, not a curated record. NCBI's taxonomy places the organism in Eukaryota, Fungi, Ascomycota, Dothideomycetes, Dothideales, Saccotheciaceae. Bases 301 to 2880 code for a protein of 859 amino acids.
GGGAGGGUUUUCUGAGCGCUUGCCCUGUCGACCUCCUCACUGACCACUCUUAGACGCACAAAGACAUCGCGCACCUCUACAACAAGCCGCAGCUGUAUCUCGGAGCAGCUGUUUCGUAGCAGAAUCCAGACGUCCGGUAUCGCCUCCCUUCGGAAAAGGGGCACGGGCUCUUGGCAUCUCCAAACGACCCCAGAGUCGAUCUCACGUCGCAUGAGCAGCACCAGGAUACCUUGGAUGCAUCGCACGAGCACCAUUGCGCCCAUCUGUCCAGAGCGGUAGAGCCAGCUACCAGCACUCGCCAUGGCGACAGCGACGACCGCGAAAGCUGGGCAUGCUCCAAUGCGCCGCCCACGCCCGAGCAUGGCCGCCCGUCUCAACACACGCGCCAACAACCAGGCCAACAGUGCCAGCGACACUCUGGUCAAAAGGAUAGCCGAACCUCAUGUCAGGAGCUCCGAGUACAUCCUGCGCAAGUUCCGCGGCAAGCCUCCCUCGCUCACCAUCCAUCUGCAUGCCACCUUCUUCCGCUUCGACCAGCAGGAUGGCAGCUUUCCCUACGACUCGCCCAUGAAGUUCAUUCUUCAGCACCUGCGCAAACAGACCAUCCCUCAUGAAAUGGUCCAAGAUCUGCUGGAGAAUCGUGUCGCCUUUUAUGACGGUUGUCUCAUUGUCAACGUCGUCAACCACAAGUCGUCUGUCGCAAAGACUCCUGCUCCUGGCAACCUGUCCGUCAGCUCGGCCGACCACAAUACUCCCUUUUCCAUGCACAACUACCACGACCAUAUCACUCCAUCUCCCUUUGGUCCCUACCCGAAAAAGGCUUCAGACCGUUCGUCGCUACCUAACAAGAGAUCCGAGUCAGUCAAGCAACAAGAUGGUCUGAAAGAUCAAGCCCAUACGGGCCCUAGGACUUCGACUGUCGUACUUCAUCCCACCGAUCUUUCUCGCCAUCAUGAGCUGAUGCACCUCGCGAACCAACAAUCUAAGGGCGCUCUAGUCGAUGAGACCAACUACUACCAGUUUGAAGCGACUAUGCUCAUUUCCUCCGAACCACCACUAUUACUAGAUCCCGCAAAGACCUUUGAGGAGGCUGAGAUGGCCUUGAGUCUGCUCAAACACCCUCUGCAUUCCGAAGCUCCUCCAUCACCAAGAUCCCGCAAGCGUACCCACGCCGAAAUGGCUCUGGACGAUGCACAAGCCUUCGAGGAAGAGAGACGUAUGCUCAUUAUGGACGAACGCACAAAACCUUCUUUGCGUGGUGCAAAUGGUACCUCGGCCUCCGAAGGUCAAACUGCUUCGGUUGCUCUUGGCUUUUCCAGAUUCAAGACCCUCGAGACCAUCAAGAAGAACCACGAAGAGAACGACCGCAAGAAAAAGGAGGAAGAGGCGCAGAAGGCUAUAGAGAAGCGUCAACACGAUGCUGCGCUGGCGCAAAAGAGAAAGCUCAUGGAGGACAGGAACCGUCAAGAGCAAGCGGCCACACAGCAACAACAGAAACAGAAGAUGAUGAUGCACCAGCAGCAGCAGCAAUUGAUGCAACAACAAGCCGUACAGCAGCAGCAGGCCGCUCAGCUCCAGCAACAGCAACAACAGCAACUCCAGCAGCAGCAGCAGCAAUUGCAACAGCAACAGCAGCACGCUCACAAUCUCGCUCAGGCUCAAACCCCUAUGGCGACUAACCCUCAGCAACAGCAUCUCCAACAACAAGCUGCCAUGGCUGCCCAGCAUUCGUCUCCCAUUGUCCACAACCCUACGCCCAUCAUGGCCUCAUCUCCUGUCAUGCCCAACGCCUCAAACAUGAAUAUGGGCGGCUUCCCUAUGCAAACUACUGCUUCGAACCAAGGCGCUGGAAGCCCGGCUCGCCCUCCUUCCGCUGCUAUGCAACAUGCUAAUAUCGCCAUGGCUAGACAGCUCAGCCAGCAAGCAAACCCGAGUCGUCAUGCUACUCCACAAAUGGCGCACGGUACUCCACAAAUGGCGUCUGCUGUGCCUAUGGACGGCAACCGCCAGAUGAGCGGUACCCCUAAUAUGCAACACCGAAGCCCGAUUCCUCCUCAUAUGCAAGGCACUCCCAAUCAAGCAGGCUUGAUGGCUGGAACACCGCAGAUGAACGGAAUAAACCAAAUGAACCAGAUGAACCAACUCACUCCUACUCAGCAAAUGGCUAUAAUGCAACAGCAGCGCGCACGCUUGCAACAGCAGACAAUGCAAGCUUCGCCAGGCCAGUACACACCAGAGCAGCUCACCGUGAUGAGGAACCAGCAGAAUAUGGCUCUGCAGCAGCAAAUGAAUCCUCAGAUGUACGCUCAGAUGCAACAACGCAUACAAAUGCAAAACAUGCAGGGAGGCACACCCAUGAUGCAGACACCUUCGCAGCAGCAACAGCAACAGCAGAUGAAUCAGGCGAUGAGCCAACAGAUGGGCCAGAGCAUGCCAAAUGCUCAGGCAGCUCAACGGGCACAAGCUGCUGGUCAAGCUCGUGCUCAGUUCAUGCGUACAAAGCAAAUGAUUGUCACAUUGCAAUCUCAGGGUCAGCCAAUACCCAUAGAACUGCAGCACCGUUUCCAGCAACAGCAACAAAUGGUUCAUGCUGCCCAACAGCAGAUGGCAGUCGCUACGGCACGAACACAGCAAGCGACUCUUGGCGAUACGAACAACACGGAACAAUACAUGCAGAACCUUCGCAACCAGCAAGCACUUAUAGCAAGGUUGCAACGAACUCCACAAAUGGGACAACAGGCGGGCAUGAUGAAUGGUGGAGGGCAGCAGCAGCAAAAUAUGAACAUGCUGCAAACUCAACAAGCACAGAUGCAGCAAAUGCAAUUUGCUCGUCAAGUUGCGAUGAAUCAACAACGACCCGGAUCGGGAAUGGGUCAAUAGGAGCGACAUGAUACCCCUCUGCAGGAGUUUUAAAACGGCGUUGGUGGCUUUCGGGGCAGGGAAAUGUUGAUGUUUAUACGUCAAAAAUUAAAUCGAGCUUAUGUGCUCGUCCUUCGGCGCGGAUGAUUGAGCUGGUUGCUCUUGAGACACGCAUCAUCACAGAGCUUUUGAGAGUGGUGUGAUUUGAACAUUCGUAAUACCUGUAUUUCUAUGCGUAUUUUCUUCACAUUCAUUGCGCUUCUCACGUUCAUGUCUCUAUUUACCAUAACUCGUUUUUGUCAAUGAAUUGAACCAAGUACUUUGUGGCUGGUUUUACU